AUUCCCCGUGUCCGCUUUGUCGAAGCCGGUCUCGCACUAUCUUACUAUCAAGAUAAUAGCAAGCCUGCAUCCAAGGUUACAUCGGCACGUGCAUGUUUUCUUCUCGAGGAAGUUAUCGAUGGCAGAGACGAGGAUUUCGUCAAGUAUAUUCACAACAUGGAUCCCAACCCGUUACUUGAUCCAGAUGAAUCCGGGUAUGACUUCGCAUUGUUUCUUGCCUUCACACAACAUGUGCAGUAUGCAAAGACAGGUGGGCUCGUCUUCAUCUCCGAUUAUCAAGGCAACGACAAGCUGUUGACCGACCCACAGAUUAUGACGCAUCCUUCAGUUAGCGAGCAGAAAGAUAUGUUUGGGGGGGGCAACAUCGAGAAAGCCGUCAGUGAAUUUGAGACUCGCCACAUUUGCAACCACUUUUGCAAAUGGCCAGGGUUUGAACUCGAGGAGUUUGGGGGCGAAGUAGCUUAG
Molecule: messenger RNA, 465 nt
Organism: Suillus plorans
Lineage: Eukaryota; Fungi; Basidiomycota; Agaricomycetes; Boletales; Suillaceae
Exons: 2
Biological process (GO): protein phosphorylation
Molecular function (GO): protein serine/threonine kinase activity; ATP binding
Source: RefSeq, a predicted model, not a curated record